AAUUCCAUGGAGGUCCAGGAUGAAGACGCGCGUGAGGAUGAAUUUCCCGCUCUAUCGCGAGAGUAGCCCCUCCCACUGACGCACGCGCUGACAGUCAUGUGGAGCCUGUGGAAGCUCACUGCGCAUGUCAGCGUUCGCACGGACGGGAGAAAGGCACAUCGGGGGCUACAGCAGGACAAAAGUGGGCAAAUAAACGGACUUUAGGUCGUGUUCGGAGCGUCGAGCGGCCGGGUUCGGACCCCACACCGCCUCCUUAGAGCCCCGUUUGGACGAACCCGUUCGGAAACGGACGAGUGUUAAUCUGGAUUAAAAGUUGGAAAUAACGACCUGAAAAUGGUCUGAAGAUGGAAGGACCUGCAGAUCUUCAGGCUGUCGACUCUCACAAGGAGGAAGAAGCUCCUAAGUGUUCAGUUUGAGUCACAAAUCUGUCCAAAUCACACUAGUUUUAGUUUGGAAGUGGCGGCAGGUGGCUGCGAAAACUACAAGCUCCUCUCUUCCAGGAGGGUGAGGGGUUGCCAUGGUUACCGUUGUUGUGCUACCGACGUUAGCGUCCUGAAGUGGUAGUGGUUGUGGCGGUUGGGGUGGAGCUGGAUGAGGAGGAGGGCGCGCGGGAAUGGGAAGUGCUCCGUACCCUGCCGGUGAGUGGAGGGAGAAAGGGCGCGGCGGCCUGCAGGAGCUGGGCUGCAUGCCGUGGAAGGUCAACAAGCAGAAAGGAGGAGGAGGAGAAGGAGUGGGAGCAGAGAGGAGGCAAUCCAGGGACGUCCAGCAGCAGCAGCAGGACCUCUCAUCCUCCUCUUCCUCACUCACGCCCCCCGCUGCUCCCCGACCGUCUCUCGCACCGCCGGCGAUUUAUCACGAGAAGCAGCGUAGAGAGCUGUGCGCUCUGCACGCGCUCAAUAACGUCUUCCAGGACGGGACGGCCUUCAGUCGGGACGCCCUGCAGGAGAUAUACCAAAGGCUUUCUCCCAGCACCAUGGUGACGCCUCACAAAAAGAGCAUGCUGGGAAACGGGAACUAUGACGUGAACGUCAUCAUGGCCGCCCUGCAGACUCGAGGGUUCGAGGCCGUUUGGUGGGAUAAAAGAAGGGACGUGGGCAGCAUCGAGCUGUCCAACGUGGAAGGCUUCAUCCUGAACGUGCCGUCCAACCUCCGCUGGGGGCCGCUCCGCCUGCCGCUCAAGCGCCAGCACUGGAUCGGGGUCAGGGAGGUGGGCGGAGUCUACUACAACCUGGACUCCAAGUUACGCAGCCCUCAACCCAUCGGAAGCCCGGACGAGCUCAGGAAGUUUCUGCGCCAGCAGCUGCGAGGGAAAAACUGUGAACUCCUGCUGGUCGUCUCCGAGGAGGUGGAGGCGCACCAGACGUGGCGGUCCGACGGAUGAGGAGGGCGGCCAAAUGCAUGAACACACGCCCCCCUCCCUCACAGUUUACAGCUCCGCCCCCGCAUCAGAGCGAUGAAGGAGGACGGCACAGAGGAGACCUUUGACCUCCGGCUGUUUUUAUACGUCUGGAUGCGCGUCGCCUCGUUUUCCGACGCCUUCACCUUCCUCACAUCACGUCCUCGUCAUAUCACAGGUCAAAAGAGACGCCAACUUUGUACUCCUGGGUGCCGGGGCGGGGCGGUGACCCCCACCCGCAGGAGAGUCUGUGCGACUGUAGUUUUAUACGGCAACACAGCAAUGCAACACUCUGCCAAGUGCUCCCUCUAGUGGACGUUUGUGAGACUCGCUCAGGCUCCUCGUUUGUAACACGACCAAUCAAACGUCCUCUCAUCCAAACGUGCAGGUCAAGGAGAGAAGCUCAGAAAACUGAGAAUCUGACUGAUUGGUUUGUUUGUUCUUUUCUGAUUUACCUUCAAUUGGACGUCCCGUUUAGUGAUGGAAAACCAAACUUUCUCCUGGUUUCUGGUUGAUCUGAUUAAUGUGUUUGGGUGAAAGCUGGGAUUUACCAGCUAAAGGGAACUGAUGUUGUGGAGCUUCAGCGUGAGCCGAGGAGGAGAUCUGUAGGAAAUGGGAGGUUUGUCAGUUUGCAGUUCAGUGAAACGGUGAACCGAUUCACUUCAUUUUAGGGUGCAGAAAAGCUUCAUUUUGAUCAAAUUUGUCGUUUUCCAGUAAAAAAGAAAAAUCAGAUAAAAAGUCAUUUUUCUGUUGUUUGAAACCCAAAUCCACGAGGCAGAAAUGAAUAUUUUUUUAUUUGGUCUCCUCCUUCUAAAAUUGUUUUAGAUUCCUGACGGUUGAUUUACCCGCAGACACUCUUCCUGUUGUUUGUUUACUUCCUCCUUCUCCCAAACGCCGUCUGUGACUCAGCAGACGUCUGACCCCGUCCUGUAGGAGGAGAUCUUCUUCGGCCACACAAAUGAGACAGAAAACUGAUGGAGACGCUUCAGAAAGUUUGUUGGAGGAACGAUCCAACUUCCUGAAACCACCUUAAGAGAUUCAUCAACAAUAAAAUACUUGUUUACAUAGAAAAAGUGAUCAGAAACAUAAAAAAAAAGCACCACUACGUCAAAAUGAUGUUUUUAUUUUAUUGCCAAGGAGUUUGUUACAGAAGCAGAAAGUGAAACUCUGCCAGUGUCUUAUUUUGAAGGAGCGUCUGUAUGCUCCAGCUCCUUCUGUUAUUAUCACAUUUGUACCAAGUGAACAAUCAGAAGUUUUUCUUUUUAUUAUUAUGAUUAAUUUCAGUCCAAUUUCAUGACCAGCUGCAUUUGUUGUUUCUUUAAUCGUUGCCAUGACAAUCUUCUCAGUCCUCCUUAAGGGAUUUCACUGUACUUUUCCUUUUUUCAUAAAAAUAAAAGCAUUCAUAAUGGCACUUUAUGUACAA
Molecule: messenger RNA, 2819 nt
Organism: Oryzias melastigma (Indian medaka)
Lineage: Eukaryota; Metazoa; Chordata; Actinopteri; Beloniformes; Adrianichthyidae
Gene: josd1
Product: Josephin domain containing 1
Exons: 5
Coding region: 614-1381 (255 amino acids)
Biological process (GO): protein deubiquitination
Molecular function (GO): cysteine-type deubiquitinase activity
Source: RefSeq, a predicted model, not a curated record